This is a messenger RNA of Zingiber officinale, 2884 nucleotides long. RefSeq names its product pentatricopeptide repeat-containing protein ELI1, chloroplastic-like. Gene Ontology annotation, biological process: RNA modification. Lineage: Eukaryota; Viridiplantae; Streptophyta; Magnoliopsida; Zingiberales; Zingiberaceae. The record is from RefSeq and is a predicted model, not a curated record. Gene Ontology annotation, molecular function: zinc ion binding; protein binding; RNA binding. The transcript has a single exon. Bases 806 to 2716 code for a protein of 636 amino acids.
AAAUAUCAUAACUUCUCCCACCGACCGGCCGAAGAAAUGAAGGUAUCAACCGUUUCAUGCCCGUUCGAUCAAUGGGGAAUGGAUAUUGUCGGUCCAUUUCCGAUGGCGACCGGGCAGAGGAAAUCCAGCUCAGGACAAUAACAGUAUAAUCCGAAAAUCUUCCGGCUUAGUUUCCGUAUUAUUUUAGAUUUUAAGAAUCUUUUAUGUAACUUCAUUGAAUUGAGAAUUCGUUAUGAAUGUUAUGAUAGUAUAGAUAAGUGAUGUCCGUAGUUAUAUUUAAACGAAAUGUUAUAAAAGAAAAUAUAAACAAAUAAUAAUUAAAAAAAUAGGGACGUUAUAAUAUGAUAACUACAAACGCUUACAACUUACUGCUUACUGCUUACUGCUUACUGCUAUAUCAUAGCUCUGGGCAACAUUCAAAUUAAUACAACAGAUGAUAUAUAUUAAUAAAAAAAGGGUAGAUCCGCUACCUUAGCGGCCCCCCUAGUGCCGGCUCUAUGGAUAUGGAGGGAGGUUCAUGCAGGUACACAGGUCAUAGGCGCAUGGCGGGGUAAACCCCAGGUCAUCAGUUCCUGAGAAUCGACCCCUAACCAUUACGUCAGAGAUAUCAUGCGUUCAUCGUCUGCGCUACGCCCUGGGGGCAACAGAUGAUAUGUAUUAAUAUUCAAACGAAUGCUUAAUAUCCUAUUUUAGGUAGGAAUUGUGGAUAUUUUGUUGAAAUUGGAUACCAUGGGUGCAAAAUGCAAAAUGAAAUCCUCCCAUAUUAUCAUUUGGGAGAGUGGAUAAGGCCGUUUCCGGUGAGAUCAUGUCAGCGGCCCCAUUAAGCUCCGCUCUCGCUCUCGGCGGCGGCGGCGGCGGCGGCGGCGUCUCAUACUCACGCGACCCUCCUCCGGCGGCGCAGCACCCUCUCCUUCCUUCUGACCACGCCGCCGCCCUAAUUGAGCAAUGCCGCUCGACACACAACCUCCUCCAGCUCCACGCCGCCGUCCUCCGCGCAGGCCUCCACCACCACCCCAUCGUCAACUUCAAGCUCCAGCGCGCCUACUCCGGCCUCGGCCUCCUCGACCGCUCCCUCUCCCUCCUCCGCCUCACUCCCAGCCCCAACAUCUACUUCUGGACCGCCGCCAUCCACGCCCACGCACUCCAAGGCCUACACGGCGACGCGCUCCUUCUCUUCUCCGACAUGCUUUCCUCCUCCGUCGAGCCCAACGCCUUCACCUUCUCUUCCGCCCUCAAGGCUUGCCCUUUGCGCUCGGGUCGUGCUCUCCACGGCCACUCCCUCAAGCUAUCUCUCCACUCCGAUCCCUACGUCGCCACUGCUCUCCUCGACAUGUACGCGCGCGGCGGCGACGUCGUGUCCGCCCGCAGCCUGUUUGAUGCAUUGCCUGAGAGACGGCUAGUGUCGUCCACGGCCAUGAUGACCUGCUACUCUAAAAUGGGCAAUUUGGACCAGGCCCGGAAGUUGUUCGACGAAAUGGGCGAGAAAGAUUCUAUUUGUUGGAACACCAUGAUCGAUGGCUACACCCAGCACUGCCAGCCUAACCAUGCCCUGCUAUUGUUCAGGAAGAUGCUACGGUCGUCGGUGAAACCGAACGAGGUCACGGUGAUCUCGGUACUCUCUGCCAUUGCCCAGCAGGGCUCUGCAGGGGUGGGCAGAUGGGUGCAUUCCUUCAUAGACAACAAUCCCAUAGAGUUCAAUGCCAAAGUGGGCACUGCAUUGAUCGACAUGUACUGGAAAUGCGGCAGCUUGGAAGAUGCUCGUGCAGUCUUCGAUAGCAUCACUGACAAGGAUGUUGUUGUUUGGAAUUCAAUGAUCGGAGGCUAUGCAAUGCAUGGGUACAGCCGCGAGGCCCUUGAACUAUUCUCUAGACUGCGCGCAGAAGGUCUCCAACCAACAGAUAUCACAUUCAUUGGGGUCCUGAAUGCUUGUAGCCAUUCUGGUUUGGUUGAAGAAGGGCGGGAAUUAUUCCGCUCGAUGGAAAAGGAUUACGGGAUAGAGCCUAAGAUCGAGCACUAUGGUUGCAUAGUGGAUCUUCUCGGUCGUGCUGGGUUUGUGGAAGAAGCUUUUGAGCUUGUUCAAGGGAUGAAGAUUCCGGCAGACCCAGUGAUCUGGGGCUCAUUGUUGGCAGCUUGUAGGCUUCAUAACAACAUGGCCUUGGGGGAGAAGAUUGCGAAUUUCCUUGUUAGUAAAGACCUUGCAAAUUCGGGGACGUACAUCCUUCUAUCAAAUAUAUAUGCUGCGGUGGGGAAUUGGGAAGCUGUGGGUCGAGUGAGGACCUUGAUGAAGGAGAAUGGAGUGGAGAAAGAGCCCGGCUGUACUUCGAUUGAAGUAGCUAACAAAGUGCAUGAGUUUGUUGUGGGAGACUUGAGCCAUCCAAGAAGCGAAGAGAUCUACAUGAUGUUGGAGGAGCUGAAUGGACUUCUCAGAGCUCAUGGCUACGCACCGCAAACUGAGCUGGUAUUGCAUGACUUAGAGGAGGCAGCGAAAGAGAGGGUGCUCGGAGUUCAUAGCGAGAAAUUGGCAAUUGCCUUUGGGCUCAUAAGCACUCAACCGGGGACGACAAUCAAGAUUGCGAAGAACCUCCGUGUUUGCGUAGAUUGUCAUACGGCCACCAAGUUGAUAUCUAGGAUCACAAAGCGGAAGAUCAUCGUUCGAGAUCGGAAUAGGUUCCACCAUUUUGUUGAUGGCUCAUGUUCUUGUGGAGACUAUUGGUAAAUGAACUUUUGAAAAAUGGUGUCAUUUGUAUCCUUUCUAUCGAUACCUUGUUGUAGAAAUAUUGUAUGUUAAUUUUCAGCCCUGCAACUAACAAAUAAUAUUGUAUGCAUUCUACUGGUCUAAAGUGGGCCGAGAUGUUCUUAAAGGAGGAUGCUUCUUUGACGUUUA